AGCGCGUCGUCCACUGGCUCACAGCCAUCCCCCUCCCAUCAGCUCGAGCCGCAACAGAGCCAAUGGCAGAUCGAGCCAUCACACCACCGCCGAGUGGCGUCUACGGUCAGGCACUGAGCCUGACGCCGGAGCAAGUGAGGCAGCGUGAAGCGAACCGGUUGGCAGCCAAGGCCAAGCUGCUCGCCUCCCGACAGUCAGCAUCCUCCUCGCUCGCAGCGACCUCGACCGCACUCCGCAACAUCAACGGCAAGCGAGCUCUGCAUGUCAUACCUGCAGACUCGACCAGUCCCACUGCACCCGACGUCUCUCGGUUUGAUGGCCCGAGCAUUCCGGGAGAGCACGAUACCUCAAAGACGGGCAGACUCGCUCGCUCGGGUCACAGUGCGGGAGCCCAUCAGGCUUUACAAGAUGCGAUCACCAACGGUCCAUCGACACAGAUGGGCGAUGCAAGCAGAGGCGGCACACGCUACGCCGUGCCCCGACCGCCCCGACCAGGACCAACAGCAAACCGAGAGGGCAGCGCAGCUUUGACGGGUCCUUUGAGACCUGCGUCCAUGGCCUCCCCGGACAAGGAAGCGCCCCUUCCGAAGCAUAUCGAGCUGAGUAGCUAUGUCGAGUACGACUUGUCUACGCUCAAGAACAGCAAGGGCGGCUUUCUCGUCGAUGACGAGGAGGAAGACGAGGUCACGCGACGACAGAGAGCACAAGCGGAUGCGCACCGCCUCAAACGCCUUCAGGAGAGUGAACGCAUGGGUCUCGGUCAGGAUCCGGCGCUCUCGACGGAUAGCCGUCAAAACUCAAAGUGCAACAUCUGCGGAACGAUCGAGCUCGACUUUCAGCUCAAGAAGAUCUUCGGCGUAUCUGUCUGUGCAAAGUGCAAGUAUGAGAACCCGGAGCGAUACAGCCUGCUUACAAAGACCGAAUGCAAAGAUGACUACCUCUUGACCGACCCCGAGCUGCGGGACGAAGAAUUGCUGCCCCAUCUGCUCAAGCCGAAUCCUCAUCGGAGCAAUUACUCCAAUAUGAUGCUCUUCCUGCGCGAGCAAGUCGAGGCCUAUGCCUUCAGCGACCGCAAGUGGGGCUCGCCAGAGGCACUCGACAAGGAGUUUGAGAGACGACAGGCGGAGAAGAAGGCCAAGAAGGGCAAGAAGUUUGAGGCCAAGCUGCUCGAUCUGAAGAAGAAGACGCGCACGAAUGUUUGGCACCGACGAAAGGAAGCAGAGCAUGUUCAUGAUUACACCGGUCCGAUCGUCAAGGACGCCGAAGGACAGCAAUGGCAGAGGUGCGCGGGAGAAGAUUGCGCAUUCAAGGUGCAAGUAGAAACUUUCUGACAUGCUGCUGGGUCCGCUGCAAUUUGUACAGAACACACUCAUUGUUGUUUCUACCAACGAGCGAGAAGUCUGUAUGGUCACCAGUCUGCAUCAGCUAGCCGCCUUCUUCUUCUUUUCGUCGGUGAUGUAGAUAUUGUCUUCCGGUAUUCUGCCACCGCCCAGUAUGGCAGCAAUCUUCGGGCUGGUAUCGAGUAGCAUCUCUUCGACCUCGUCUGCCACAUCGCCCUGGAUGACGAUCUCGUCCUCGCCUUGGGCAUUCUUAGCCACGCUGGCGCCAGUAGCGAAUCGAUUGGCAAAGAGCUUCGAGGCUUUCUUCAGA
Messenger RNA from Mixia osmundae IAM 14324, 1650 nucleotides. RefSeq lists its product as uncharacterized. Gene Ontology annotation, biological process: UV-damage excision repair; nucleotide-excision repair, DNA damage recognition; nucleotide-excision repair involved in interstrand cross-link repair. Bases 63 to 1331 code for a protein of 422 amino acids. The transcript has 4 exons. Gene Ontology annotation, cellular component: nucleotide-excision repair factor 1 complex. Gene Ontology annotation, molecular function: damaged DNA binding. The record is from RefSeq and is a predicted model, not a curated record. Lineage: Eukaryota; Fungi; Basidiomycota; Mixiomycetes; Mixiales; Mixiaceae.